Messenger RNA from Mycena indigotica, 1143 nucleotides. RefSeq lists its product as uncharacterized. Bases 1 to 1143 code for a protein of 380 amino acids. The record is from RefSeq and is a predicted model, not a curated record. Lineage: Eukaryota; Fungi; Basidiomycota; Agaricomycetes; Agaricales; Mycenaceae. The transcript is spliced from 4 exons.
AUGGCGACGGCGGAGGGAUGUCCGCUGCCCAUGAACUCUGAUAUAAGCGGGAUUGGUGUGCGAGUGUCGUUUUAUCUGCAGACACUCUUUCUCAGCUGCCUCUCUGCAAGAUCUGGCUCGCUAGAGGAAAUUACCGGCGCACUUUAUACGCUGCUCUUCACGAACACCGCGAUGGCGGUGACUGCGCUUAUUUUGGGUUUUAAGCCGGUCCCAGAGAUUAGCCUCCAAGACGCAAUCGUGGUCUUUUACCUCUUACUGCUAUCAUGGACGACCGUAACCCUUACGCUCCCCGCCUGCUCACGCUUCCCUCUCUCCCUCUCUUCUUCCCCGGCCCGCUCAGCACGCUCGCUGACUCUCCUCCACACGCUCUCCGUUCUACAAUCCUACACCAUCUUCGCCUUCCUUCUCGCUCUGACCAUCUCCGCCCCAACCUUCGGCUCCCCUACCACCGUCCAAUGCAACCCCCAAGCCCGGGCUGUCCUCUUCCGCCCCUUCUCUGCCCUCGGCGCUGGCAGAGUAUUAGGCGCCGUUGCAACGGGUGUCGUUGUCGUCGUUUACACCGGGGUAUUAGUCAGAGACCAUCUCCCGCCCGCGCCUGACGCCGUCCGUCGUUGGAUGCGCCGCACUGUCCUUCGCCGUGUGCCCAACGUAGAGCGCAAGGCUGCGGAGAAGCCCGGCCCGCAGCCCGGCCCCGCGCACGCUAAUCCACCCCGGUCUGUCCCCCCAGGACUGGAAACAUUUGGCCCCGGUGCCCUCCCCCGCGGACCGCGCCGUGUCCCCGGGCGCAACCGGUAUCGUGGACGGACCGCGGCAAGCGACACGCAGCGGCCUUCAUACGACCUGCAGAUCGCGUGGCCGCUCGUGAUUCACUUGUUCGUCGUGUGUGUGCUGUGGACAUUGGCAGUGAUGAACACAGAGCUGCUCAUCCGCUGGAAUACCAACACCGACGCGAAUGUCGAUGCAGAUGGAGGCUCGGGGUGGGGGUUUGGCCAGAUACUGCCCAUGUUUCUGGUGCUCCUCCCGCUCGCCAACGUUAUCAAUGCUUUCCGCGAGUUUGGCCUGCGGCCGCUGCCUAUGUGGCUGCUUGUCGGACCCGCGAAUGCGAAUCCGGAGGAUGGAGGGUUGCCGGAGGGGAAGGUGUAA